UCCCUGCCGUUAUUGUCGCUCCGGGCCGGGGCUGCGCCAUGGGGCCCCCGCUGCUGCUUGCCUGCCUGCUCGCCCCGCUCUGCGCCAGGGAUGCCAGUGCAGCCCUGGGCAGCCCACCCAGCUGGCGGCACCACGAGGGGUCCCGGCGGGUGAAGAGGGCCUGGGUGAUCCCCCCCAUCAGCAUCUCCGAGAACCACAAACGCAUCCCCCACCUCCUGGUGCAGAUAAAGUCAGACAAGCAGCAGCCCGGGGGGGUGAUCUACAGCAUCAAGGGGCCGGGGGUGGAUGAGGAGCCCCUGGGCAUCUUCUCCAUCGACAAGUUCAGUGGCAAAGUGUUCCUCAACGCCACGCUGGACCGCGAGCAGAACGACCGGUUCCGGCUGAAGGCCUUCGCGCUGGACCUGGGGGGCACAACGCUGGAGGACCCCACGGACCUGGAGAUCAUCGUGGUGGACCAGAACGACAACCGGCCACUGUUCCGCCACGACGUCUUCACCGGGCGUGUGGUGGAGGGGGCUGCACCAGGGACCUGCGUGCUGACGGUGGAGGCCACUGAUGCCGACGACCCCGAGACGGACAACGCGGCGCUGCGGUUCUCCAUCCUGGAGCAGGGCCAUGGGGAAAUGUUCAGCAUCAACGCCUCCAGCGGGGAGAUCUGCACCGCGAAGGAUGGCCUGGACCGUGAGGCCGUGGGGGUGUACAACCUGACCCUCCAGGCAGCUGACAUGUCCGGGGAUGGGCUGACCACCACCGCCACCGCCGUCAUCUACCUGGAGGACAUCAACGACAACGCUCCCGAGUUCACCAAGGAGGAGUUCUCCAUGGAGGUGGAGGAGCAGGCGGUGGGUGUGGAGGUGGGCCGCGUGCUGGUGCAUGAUAAGGACCUGGCGGGAUCUGCCAACUGGGCGGCCAAGUUCACCAUCCUGGAGGGCGACCCCGAGGGGGCGUUCGCCAUCCGCACCGACCCCCACACCAACGACGGCGUGCUGUCCGUGGCCAAGCCGCUGGACCACGAGGUGCGGGACCGCUUCCAGCUGACGGUGUCGGUGCAGAACCAGCGGCCGCUGGAGGCGGGGGUCGCGAGCAGCCCGCGGGCGGUGGCCACGGUGCGGGUGCGGGUGCGGGACGUCAACGAGGCGCCCGUCUUCCGCGAGAACCCGCGGCGCGUCAGCGUGCUGGAAGGGACCCCCCCGGGCACCGCCGUCACCACCUACACCGCCAGCGACCCCGACACGCGCCGCCUGCAGACCCUGACCUACGCGCUGCUGUACGACCCUGCGGGAUGGCUGCAGCUCGACCCGCGCUCCGGCACCGUGCGGACCCAGCGGGAGCUGCGGGACCCGUCCGCCUUCCUGCAGGGCGGUUGGUACAUCGCGCUGCUGCUCGCCCGCGAUGACGCCGACCCGCCUCUCUCGGCCACGGGCACGCUGUCCAUUGAGAUCGUGGAGGUGAACGACCACGCUCCGCAGCUGCAGCCGCCGUCGGGGGCGGUGUGCGGGCGGCCGGGCCGGGGGGGGACCCUUCUGCUGGGGGCCAACGACCGGGACCGGCCCCCCCACGGAGCGCCCUUCCACUUCCAGCUCAGCCCCCAGCACCCGCAGCUCGCCCGCAACUGGAGCGUCACCCGCUUCAACGUGACGCACGCGGUGCUGGCCGUGCUGGCAGAGCUGCCCGCCGGGCCCUACUCGCUGCCGCUGCUACUGCGGGACUCCGGCACCCCCCCCCGGGAGCAGCAGCAGCUGCUCAACGUCUCCGUGUGUCCCUGCGGCCGCGACGGGCUCUGCGAUGACGGGGUCCUGGCGGCCGCCACAGCCGGUGUCGGGGUCGCCCUGGAGGCUCUCGUGAUCAUCGUCGGCAGCGCCGUCCUCCUCCUCAUGUUGGUUCUGCUGGGGGCCGCGCAGGUCCGGAGCCGCCGCCGGGCGCAGCGGCGGGGUUUGCUGCAGCGCUGGGGGGACGACGUGCGGGACAACGUGCUCAACUACGACGAGCAGGGAGGCGGCGAGGAGGACCAGGACGCCUACGAUCUGACCCAGCUGCGGCACCCCCCGCCCCACGGCCGCCCCCCACUCCGCAGAGACGCCCCGCUGCGCUCCGCCACCCCCCCCGGCUCCUCCCGGCGCCCGCCCCGCGGCCCCUCCGACAUCGAGGAUUUCAUCAACGAGGGCUUGGAGGCGGCUGACAGCGAUCCCAGCGUUCCCCCCUACGACACCGCGCUCAUUUACGACUACGAGGGCUCGGGCUCGGCGGGCAGCGCGCUCAGCUCCAUCGUCUCCAGCCUGACGGACGGGGAUCAGGACUACGAUUACCUGCGGGAGUGGGGGCCGCGCUUCCGCCGCCUGGCCGACCUCUACGGGCCGUGAAGGAGCCCCGACCCCGUCUGGCAGCCGGGCAACGCGGUGGCUCUGAGCGCAGCGGGCGCCGCUGCCGGGCUCCGCACUGGGGAGGGUCUCCCCUCCAUCCCCAAUAAAGCUCCCACCCCCGGCUGUACC
Molecule: messenger RNA, 2489 nt
Organism: Lagopus leucura (white-tailed ptarmigan)
Lineage: Eukaryota; Metazoa; Chordata; Aves; Galliformes; Phasianidae
Gene: CDH15
Product: cadherin 15
Exons: 14
Coding region: 39-2360 (773 amino acids)
Biological process (GO): calcium-dependent cell-cell adhesion; multicellular organism development; adherens junction organization
Cellular component (GO): adherens junction; plasma membrane; catenin complex
Molecular function (GO): calcium ion binding; cadherin binding
Source: RefSeq, a predicted model, not a curated record